Molecule: messenger RNA, 2853 nt
Organism: Stegastes partitus (bicolor damselfish)
Lineage: Eukaryota; Metazoa; Chordata; Actinopteri; Pomacentridae
Product: kinesin-like protein KIF2A
Exons: 21
Coding region: 10-2208 (732 amino acids)
Biological process (GO): microtubule depolymerization; microtubule-based movement
Cellular component (GO): microtubule
Molecular function (GO): microtubule binding; microtubule motor activity; ATP binding
Source: RefSeq, a predicted model, not a curated record
CGGGGAGCGAUGGCCGGGAUUUUCGGGAAGAUCUUCGUGGGCAUUUACGUGGAGAUCAAACGGAGCGACGGACGAAUACACCAGGCGAUGGUCACAUCACUGCACGAGGACAACGAGAGUGUGACAGUGGAGUGGAUCGAGAAUGGGGACACCAAAGGGAAAGAGAUCGACCUGGAGAGCAUCUUUGCUCUGAAUCCAGAUGUUGCUCCUGAUGAGGAGAUACCACAGAGUCCUGAAGCUCCUCUUCCUCCCUCCAGUGUCGCCAAAACCAGUAAAGUCCCCAAGACCAGACGGAUUACAGCGAUACCCAAAGCUGAAAAUGCUCCACGGGAGAACAGAGCUGCAGCAGUGGGAACCACUCGGGCCCGUCCCAGCCAGCACAGCCAAGCUGCAGAGCCGCCUCCGCCUGCCAUCGCUCCCCAGCCUGCCCUGAACCAGGCGCUGAUGCAGCAGCAGAACGCCCGGAGGAAAUCCAACUGUGUGAAGGAGGUGGAGAAACUGCAGGAGAAACGAGAGAAGAGGCGUCUUCAGCAGCAAGAACUCCGAGAGAAAAGGGCACAGGAGGUGGACGUCAAUUUACCAAAUUAUGAGAUUAUGUGUAUGAUCAGAGACUUCAGAGCCAGUCUGGACUACAGACCGUUAACCACCAAUGAUCUGAUUGAGGAGCACCGGAUAUGUGUGUGUGUUCGUGCACGCCCCCUCAAUAAAAAAGAGUUGUCAGUGAAGGACCUGGAUGUGAUCACCAUCCCCAGUAAGGACGUGGUGAUGGUCCACGAGCCCAAGCAGAAAGUCGACCUGACACGCUACCUGGAGAACCAAACUUUCCGAUUUGACUAUGCCUUCGACGAGAACUCCACCAAUGAAAUGGUUUACAGGUUCACCGCACAGCCGCUGGUCGAGACCAUCUUUGAGCGGGGGAUGGCGACCUGCUUUGCAUAUGGACAAACUGGAAGUGGGAAAACACAUACGAUGGGAGGAGACUUUUCAGGAAAGAACCAGGACUGCUCUAAAGGGAUCUAUGCACUGUCUGCCAGAGACGUUUUCCUCAUGUUGAAGAAGCCAAAUUACAAGAAACUGGAUCUGCAAGUUUUUGCCACUUUUUUUGAGAUUUACAGCGGGAAGGUGUUUGACCUGUUAAACCGUAAAGCCAAGCUGCGGGUCCUGGAGGACGGGAAGCAGCAGGUGCAGGUGGUGGGGCUGCAGGAGAGGGAGGUGAAGUGUACGGAGGACGUCCUCAAACUCAUCGAAGUGGGAAACAGCUGCAGGACGUCCGGUCAGACGUCGGCAAACGCUCACUCUUCUCGGAGUCACGCCGUGUUCCAGAUCAUCCUGCGUCGGCGAGGGAAGAUGCACGGAAAGUUCUCCCUCAUCGACCUGGCGGGGAAUGAGAGAGGGGCAGACACAUCGAGCGCUGACCGGCAGACCCGCCUCGAGGGAGCCGAGAUUAACAAGAGCCUGCUGGCACUCAAGGAGUGUAUUCGAGCCCUGGGCAGAAACAAACCACACACUCCGUUUAGAGCCAGCAAGCUAACCCAGGUGCUGAGGGACUCAUUCAUCGGAGAAAACUCCAGAACAUGCAUGAUUGCGACCAUCUCUCCUGGGAUGGCGUCUUGUGAAAACACCCUGAACACACUGAGAUACGCCAACAGAGUAAAGGAGUUUGGGAUCAGUCCCUCAGACAUUCCUUUCUCCCAGAGCGGGGGUGGAGGAGGUCGCUCUGAGCUCUCUCCUACUUAUGAGGUGAAGGAGCUCACAGUGGACCCUGCAGCAGCCAUGGAGAGCCGUCAGGGAGGACACAUCACCCAGCUGGAGGUGCUGGAGGCUCAGUGGGGAGUCGGCAGCUCUCCGCAGAGAGACGACCUGAAGCUGCUCUGUGAACAGAAUGAGGAGGAGGUUUCCCCGCAGCUCUUCACUUUCCAUGAAGCCGUCUCUCAGCUGGUGGAGAUGGAGGAGCAGGUCCUGGAGGACCACAGGGCUGUAUUCCAGGAGUCGAUCCGCUGGCUGGAAGACGAGAAGGUGCUUUUGGAAAUGACGGAGGAAGUCGACUACGAUGUUGAAUCAUAUGCAACUCAACUAGAACAAAUCCUGGAUCAGAAGAUCGACAUCCUCACUGAGCUGAGAGAUAAAGUCAAGUCUUUCCGUUGUGCUCUCCAGGAAGAGGAACAAGCGAGCAAACAAAUAACCCCCAAGAGGCCUCGGGCUCUAUAGACCAACAAUGUUUCACUGUAACUCUGACUCGUCCUCAGAAAGGUGAAGUCUUGCCGCUGAGGAGGUCACUGCAGAUGAAAGAGCUGAUGAAACUCAGCUGUGAUUUCCUGACUUCAUCGGUCUCCCCUCGACCUCUCUGCUGUACAGGCUGCUUCCCGUCAUCCGUCCAUCCAUCCGUAGAACCAGAGAGUCGACCGUCGUCGCUCCUCCAUCCUCCUGUGACGUGUAUCUACAAGGUUUCUGUACGUGUCCAAAGUCACAAGUGCUUCAUUAAAAAACAAAAAAGAGGUGGAUAAUUAUUUGUUGUAAAUGAAUUUUUAUAGAGUCAAUCAUAGCUUCUCCUCACUUUGGCCAAUUUUAUAAACAGCUGUUGCCAUUUUGUGCAAUAUUUGGAGGAUUUUCUUCCCGUCCUUGCCCUUGUUUCAGCUCGAAUGGGGCAUGUCGAGUUUGUGUGUAAAAUGAGCCACUGUGUGUCUGUGUUGAUACUGUAUGUAAUAAAGGUUUGACUGAGGUAAAGCCUAAAACACUAAGCUAACCCUCCAUGACAUUAAUUGAGCUAAACGGUGCACAGUGAUCAGUGUUCCAGACAACAUUUACUGAAACUGAUUUUUCAUUUGCUAUAAUAAAGAAAGGCUACUUCUUGUU